AUGGAGUUUAUCUCCCUGAGGACUUUCCAUGUUGGUAAUUAUGUCUUCUUGAAAGUUACUCCUAUGCGUGGUGUAACGAGAUUUGGAGUGAAGGGUAAGCUAGCCCCGAGGUAUAUUGGACCUUUUGAGGUUAUCGAGAGGAUUGGGGAGGUCGCUUACCGAUUAAACUUACCAGGACAAUUGGGACAUGUUCAUAAUGUGUUCCAUGUGUCUAUGUUGAGGAAGUAUACUCCAGAUCCGUCACAUGUUAUUGAGUAUGAGGCUAUCCCUCUUCAGGAAGAUGUGACUUAUGAAGAACAACCUGUCAAAAUCUUGGAGAGAGAGUUAAAAGUGUUAAGGAACAGAGAGAUUCUAGUAGUCAAGGUCUUAUGGAAAAACCAUAGGGAAGACGAGGCUACUUGGGAGAUAGAGUCCGAGAUGUAUAUGAAGUAUCCUCACUUGUUUAAUUUUCAACUUAAGGUUGUGCUUUAA
This is a messenger RNA of Cannabis sativa, 471 nucleotides long. RefSeq lists its product as uncharacterized. Bases 1 to 471 code for a protein of 156 amino acids. The transcript has a single exon. NCBI's taxonomy places the organism in Eukaryota, Viridiplantae, Streptophyta, Magnoliopsida, Rosales, Cannabaceae. The record is from RefSeq and is a predicted model, not a curated record.